AUGCCAACUGUACGCGAUGCUCACAUCGCUUUCCCGGCACCGGCGAGGUAAGGCGAGGGUUGCAAGCGCGUCACAAAUAGAGCUCCCCUCCAGCCAGGAAGCAUAAUUCUUUGUUCCAUCUGCCAGCAAACCUUGGAGCCGGUCAGGAGCUAUCUCGCCCUGUGUGAGAUGAAACGCAGAUCAGGAAUUUCGCAAACCGAGGCACGGAGGAGGUGGGGAAACAAGCAUAUCCCUGGCUGCGCUCGGCCUGACUCGCUGCCGUGUGACAGGCUUCGAGUACCCUCCUGCCUCGGGGUCUGAUUCUCUUAAUUUACUUAAUGAGUAACUGCACCGUCACAGGUUCUGCUUGAGCCGUCACACCAGUGAGCAACGCUAGGGUUUGUUUCAGCAUGGAGGGAAGGGCGUCAUCAGAGUCCCCCCCCGCCCAGCCGAAGCUCAGUUUCGGCACCUUUCAGGUGGGUGCCAUUGCCAUUCUAAGACAACAAAGGAGAAGUUCAUGCUGAGCUCUGGCACCCCUUUUUCUAGAAAAAUGACACUCAGCGUCACCUUCAUAAGUCAGCUGCAAGAGACCUUUCUGCGCAACUUGUGAAAGCCGCCCGUGUUUCCUUUUCAUUUGUUUAUAUUUAAAAAAUUGUAUACUGCUGUGUCGCUUUAAAAAAUCUUAAUAAUAAUAAUAAAAUUUAUUUAUAUCCCGCCCUCCCCAGCCGAAGCCGGGCUCAGAGCGGCUAACAACAGUAAAAGUAACAGUUUACGUAAAAUCACAAUCAAUUAAUUAAAAUACAUUCUAAAAUCAAUUCAUUCUAAAAUCAAUUCUUCGAAAGUCAGGCAGUCAGGAAGGAGCGGAAGAGUAGAAGAGCAGUUCCCGCCCCCUCCUUUUUCAAAUCAUCAGAUCAGGAGAUUCUUGCAAUGGGAGGGGGUGAAAAUAUCAACACACCCUCCGCGCCACACACCCCUCGGGAGUGCGCCCGCCCUGGGCAGUGCGGGCAUAUGUUCUGCUGCUACCGGGAUGUAAGGGUUCAGGUGAGCCCCGGGGUAACCUGGACCUAAGUUGUUCAGGGCUUUGUAAAUGAAUACAAGAGCCUUGAACCUGGCUCAGUAGGUAGUGGGCAUGUUCUUGCACCCGUGGCCCUGCCGUCUCCUGUGUUGUCCUUCAAAUCCCUCUUCAGAAUAAACGGCCUCAGUCCAGUAUACCUGCAGGAGUGUCUCCACCCCCAUCGCUCUGCCCGGACGCUGAGGUCCAGCGCCGAGGGCCUUCUGGCGGUUCCCUCAUUGCGAAAAGCAAAGCUACAGGGAACCAGGCAGAGGGCCUUCUCGGUAGUGGCGCCCACCCUGUGGAACGCCCUUCCAGCAGAUGUCAAAGCGAUAAACAACUACCUGACAUUCAGAAGACAUCUUAAGGCAGGCCUGUUCAGGGAAGUUUUUAACGUGUGGUAUUUUACUGUAUUUUUGGUUUCUAUGGAAGCCACCCAGAGUGGCUGGGGAGGCCCAGCCAGAUGGGCGGGGUAUAAAUAAUAAAUAAUAAAUUAUUAUUAUUAUUAUUAUUAUUAUUAUUAUUAUUAUUACACGCAGAAUCCACGGAAGCAAUUGGCGACUUGGCUGGAGACAGGAUAGACGAAGCAGGAACCAGGAACUUGUAGUUAGGUGUUUAUUAUAUACAGUGGAUUAUUUACAGGAACAGAACACAGAUCUUUUGCUAGCUCUCUCUGACACGACUCACAACUCCUACACUGACACACUGAACCACUGAACUACGAACUAACACAUUCCAGUUCGUGGGCCAUUAAUUAUCACUCCCUUGAAAGAGCUUGACCAAUCAGGAAGCUGUCUUCAUGUCUCUGUUAUUUCUAGGCAGACUUAUUCCUUCAGAUUGCCUUCUGGCUGGCUGCCAAACCUUAAUUGACUCUGUGUGAGUAGCUGCACAUACACAGUUUCCCAACAGCCUCAAUCAGAGCCAGGGCCUUUUCAACACUGGCUCCAGCCUGGUGGAACUCUCUGUCUCAUGAGACCAGGGCCCUGUGGGAUCUGAUUUCUUUCCGCAGGGCCUGUAAGACAGAGUUGUUCUGCCUGGCCUUUGGCUUGGAAUCAACUUGAUCCCCUCCCCCUCUUUCUUUUUUCCUUUCUCCUGUGUUGGAACUCCUAUUUGGGGACUUCCCUGGCUUUUUUCUGGCCCACGUAGGAUCAGUCUGGAUAGUCAGCCUUGGUGAAGACUUGAUGUUUUUAUCCCCCAAAAAGUUUUUGAUUGAGUUUCCACUGAAAUGAAGUUGCAUUUUAAUGUUUUAAUGUUGUAUUUUAAUCUUGUUUUUUAAGUUGUAUUUCAAUCAAUUGAUUUUAUAUUUGGUGUUAGCCGCCCUGAGCCCGGUCUUGGCUGGGGAGGGCGGGGUAUAAAUAAAUUUUAUUAUUAUUAUUAUUAUUAUUAUUAUUAUUAUCAAGCAUGAACCUCUGUGGGGAGGCAAUCCCACAGGACUGGUGAGAAUGACACAAAAACCUACCAGGUUGGAGUUUUCUUCCACUUCUGGUGGUCCAGAGUCAGAGGACGGGCAAGGACAGUUCCUUCUCUUGACCAUUCCACUCUCCCCGGUUCCUUUUUGCAGGUUUUUGAGAGCUGACACCAUGAGGAUCCUCCUUUGGAACAUCUUGUCAUUCUGCCUGCUUGCUUACGCCCUCAGCGACUGCCGGAGAGAUUGUCUGAACUGCCACAGACAUUUGUACAGCCACCAGCAAGAUGACUUCAGCCUUCUGGUGAGUAGUCCAAGCAGCGGCGGGCUUGGGUCAUAUGGCACACAGUGCAAGGCAAACCUACCUGAUCCAUCAUUUGUGAACCAAUGCGCAUCCUUUGAAAUUUGCACUUCUCUGAAUUUUGCAAUGAGUUUCUCCAGCCAAGUAGUGUGUACAGAAGUGCAAUAAAGAACAAAUUAGGGGAGAUUGCUUUGCAAAAACGCGUAUAUUAGGCAGUAUUGCAUGCAUUUGCACUGAAGUGCUGGUGAAUUUUUAGUAAAGGUACAGUGGUACCUCGGGUUAAGUACUUAAUUCGUUCCAGAGGUCUGUUCUUAACCUGAAACUGUUCUUAACCUGAAGCACCACUUUAGCUAAUGGGGCCUCCUGCUGCUGCGUGCUGGAGCACGAUUUCUGUUCUCAUCCUGAAACAAAGUUCUUAACCUGAAGCACUAUUUCUGGGUUAGCAGAGUCUGUAACCUGAAGAGCAUGUAACCUGAAGCAUAUGUAACCCAAGGUACCACUGUAAAGGUAAAGGGACCCCUGACCAUUGGGUCCAGUCAUGGCUGAUUCUGGGGUUGCGGCGCUCAUCUCGCUUUACUGGCCGAGGGAGCCGGCGUACAGCUUCCAGAUCAUGUGGCCAGCAUGACUAAGCCGCUUCUGGCGAACCAGAGCAGCGCACGGAAACGCCGUUUACCUUCCUACCAGAGCGGUACCUAUUUAUCUACUUGCACUUUAACGUGCUUUCGAACUACUAGGUUGGCAGGAGCAGGGACCGAGCAACGGGAGCUCACCCCAUCGCGGGGAUUCGAACCACCGACCUUCUGAUCGGCAAGUCCUAGGCUCUGUGGUUUAACCCACAGUGCCACCCGCGUCCCUGUGCCACCCUCACAACAUCAUGUGGAAAUGUGGAGAACUGAACAUAAGAUUGGGGGGGGGGGAGGACCAAAACUGACAGAUUCACCUGCCCCUAUCCUCAACACAGGCCACCUGAGGCCCCUGCAUCACUCUGCCCAAUGCUAGGGCCAGCCUGUUCUUGAUAUGCCAGAUUUUGGGCCGCCUUCCAAGCUCCAGUCCUGGCAGCUCAAACACCAAGGAAGAGGUAAAUACCGUUCUCAUCUCCACGCUUUUCCUCCCUCCUUGGCUGAUCAACAGUGACACUUUUUGCAAUGGGCUUUUUCUCCUUCCCUCUCCCUCUCCCGCAUCUGGCGCUUGCUCCUUCCCAUUUGAUGAGAAUUUAUGUCCCAGCCAUUCCCUGCCCUGGCUCCAUUUCUCACUGAGUGGGGCCCUAAAGAAAGAUCGUCGCCAAGGCAUCCUUCUGCAUUCAUCUAGGUCACCAUCUGAGCCCACCUUGGAAGCAUGUUGCAGUCCGGCCGAUUCGCACCUGCCUGCGCAAUAAACUUAUUUUAGGAUAACUCCCCCCCCCAAACUCCUGUGAAGCAUCUCUGAAACAGAAAGUGAAUCUAGAAGAGGUCUUUGCCCAUCUGGUCCCUUCCAGAUAUCCUGGUGCCAUGUGGUCCUGUGCCCCAGACCAGCCCUUGGGGGCUGGACUAGAUGACUCUAGAGGACCCUUCCAAUUCUACAAUUCUCUGAUUCUGUACAGAAGUCCUUUCUUCUACUGUAUCUGUCAUGAAUCAUCCAAUAUUCUGCUUCAUCAAAUGUUCACGACUUCCAGUGUUAUGAGAAAGGGAGAAAAAAAAUAUCCACUUUCUCAAUGUCAUGCAUGAUUUUAUAAAUACCUAUGAUGUAAAUUAGGGAUGUGGGUGGCGCUGUGGUCUAAACCACAGAGCCUAGGACUUGCUGAUCAGAAGGUCAGCGGUUCGAAUCCCCGUGACGGGGUGAGCUCCCGUUGCUCGGUCCCUGCUCCUGCCAACCUAGCAGUUCGAAAGCACGUCAAAGUGCAAGUAGAUAAAUAGGUACCACUCUGGUGGGAAGGUAAAUGGCAUUUCCGUGCGCUGCUCUGGUUCGCCAGAAGCGGCUUAGCCAUGCUGGCCACAUGACCUGGAAGCUGUAAGCCGGCUCCCUCGGCCAGUAAAGCAAGAUGAGCCGGCCACUACUGGACCUAAUGUUCAGGGGUCCCUUUACAUUUUUAUGAUGUAAAUUAAAAAGUCCCAAAUGCUGCAAUCUUUUAUUGCCCCGUAGAGGAGUCCCUCCAUCUCCUUGAUCAUUCUGGUUGCCAAACGACCAAAGACGGCUUCUCUGAAAUUAAGGCACGGACAGGAUCCUUCGCCUCAAAAUUAUAGCAAGUUCAAUGCACUCUUAUGCCCUUGACCUUGGAGGGCUUCCUUUCCACAGCUGAUACUGUCAUGGCCGGACGGUUUGUGGAUUGGAAUGAAUGAAUGAAUGAAAGCAACCAUGCCUGAAUGAAUGAAUUAGCAAACCAAGGAGCGAAGCCAGCUUCAGCUGUCUGGGCUGGACUCCGCAUGGUGCUGGCAAACCAUCUCCUGCCCAUUAAGAAAAUGCAGUGGACAGGUCAUUAAGAUUCAUUUAGUCAGCUGCCUCAUUUCAGGGAAAUGCCAAUUUCGCCACCAGCCACACACACACAUGCAAUGGGUGCAACCUUGAAUCUCACUCCAAGGGCACUGCAGAAGACAGAGGUUCUCUGCUAGCGUGGUGCAGUGGUUAGAGCAGGGGUCAGCAAACUUUUUCAGCAGGGGGCCGGUCCACUGUCCCUCAGACCUUGGGGGGGGGGGCUGGACUAUAUUUUUUGGGGGGGGGGGAGGAGAGAUGAACGACUUCCUAUGCCCUACAAAUAACCCAGAGGUGCAUUUUAAAUAAAAGCACACAUUCUACUCAUGUAAAAACACGCUGAUUCCCAGACCGUCCGCAGGCCGGAUUGAUAAGGCAAUUGGGCCGCAUCUGGCCCCCAGGCCUUAGUUUGCCUACCCCUGCCCUGGGAGCUUCCCCCUGCAUUAAUUUGCCUGGUCAGUGAGCUCACAGCACGCUGGCUCCCCACACAGUUCAGCCCCCACAUGAGAUCAGCCGUCACCAGCAAUGUCUCUUGAAACUGUAGAGUCAGGCCACGUGGUGGAGCUGAACAAAUAUCUCAGCUCAGUUCAUAGCUGUCAAGUGUCCCUUAUUUGGCGGGACAGUCCCUUAUCCCAGCGCCAUGUCCCGCUGCUGUCCCUUAUUGAUGAUGUCCCUUAAAUAAGCUACUGAAUGUAAUGGGGCCCUUUCUAUGUCCAGCUGUCCUUUGUCAACAACAAAUUGUUGCUUUUUUUUGUGUUGAAUAUAUGCUAUAUGGUAAUUUAUGGUCCUAAUACGUAUCUAAAGCCAUUUGCACGCAACAAAAUAUGUAUUUUAUCAAAGUAAUUGUUGAUCCCUUAUUUUGGCUGCUGAACCCUUAUUUUGGCUGCUGAUCCCUUAUUUUCGAGGCUGCUGGUCCCUUAUUUUCAAAUCUGUAAGUUGACAGCUAUGGCUCAGUUUGCCAAAGCAAGAGCAAUUUCAAAAGGCCUCCCUUCUGUGUGAAGAAGCCAUUCGGGACAAAAAAAUGUAGAACUCUCUGCUCAGAAGACCCAGGAAACUUCAGAACUUAUAAUUAGUCCAAGUUCCCCACUUUGCUCUUCCUUGAGUCAGGCUGUGCAGAAUAAAUAGACAGCUAAACUUUUGCAGGGCAGCGUUUUAAAAAAAUACAGACAAGCCGCCACACACACACACACACACACACACACACACACACACACAGAGUGUGGGUAGAGUUAAAUGCAAGCAGUUCACCUGCUAAUGAAAGGUGGGGGUGGAGAAGGAAAGCCUUUGGAAAUAGUAGCCUGAUUGCAGAAGUAAGCGGUUUAGCAACCUGAGCGUGAAAAGAGAGUUGGGUUCUUCGCUCUUGGCACUCAAAGACCCCUUGCUGUGAAUUCAAUUCCUUUCCAGCAAAGGGGGGAAAGGAAGUUACUGUCUUAUAAUUGACUUCUGAUGGAAGUCAGUGAUCCCUCUAAGAACCUGUUUGCAAUCAAUUAGUUAUGGGGUGAGAAGAGAUGAACAGAGAAAGUUUGGGGUCUGGGGGGAAAAAUAUCUCCUGGCUAAGGUAAAGGUAAAGGGACCCCUGACCUUUAGGUCCAGUCGUGACCGACUCUGGGGUUGUGGUGCUCAUCUCGCUUUACUGGCUGAGGGAGCCGGCGUACAGCUUCCGGGUGAUGUGGCCAGCAGGACUAAGCCGCUUCUGGCGAACCAGAGCAGCGCAUGGAAACGCCGUUUACCUUCCCACCGGAGUGGUACCUAUUUAUCUACUUGCACUUUGACGUGCUUUCGAACUGCUAGGUUGGGAGGAGCAGGGACCGAGCAAUGGAAGCUCACCCCGUCACGGGGAUUCGAACCGCCAGCCUUCUGAUCAGCAAGUCCUAGGCUCUGUGGUUUAACCCACAGCGCCACCCACGUCAUCUCCUGGCUACCUGCUAAUAUAUGCAAGCCUGGGACCUUCUCAAAGCGAGGUGUCGCCACUUGGCUGAAUGCCACCAAUUCAACCUUGUCACCCCAUGCUACCUGGAGCCAGUCUUUGCAUUAAACCCCCGGGCCUCAAUCUCCACACCCUUGCUGGGAAGCCUGUCUCUGGAGGUCCCAAGCACUCGUGUGAAUGAUGGGAGCGAGGGAAGAGAAACUGUUUGUUUGUUUGUAUCAGAAGCUUUCAAGGUUUCAGAGAAGUGGUGUCUCUAGGAAGGCACUCUGUGAAACCAGCAAUCAAUCACAUAAGGCAAGAGGAAUUAACGCUUUAUUAGAAAAAAAACAGGAUCUGCACAGGAGUGCCAUACCUGAUGAGCACAGCAACUCAUCGCUGGUAGGUCUGUCCCCAGUGAUGGAUUUACGUAUAAGCUAAACAAACUAUAGCUUAGGGCCCCACUCUCUUGGGGCCCCAAAAAAAAUUUAAAGGAAAGAAAAACCCUGGGUGUACAGUUCCAAAAUAUAAGAUAAAAAAACAAAUAAAAUAAAACCUACAUGCAGCAACAGUGUUUUGUGUUGUGUAGGCUCCUAGGAUGUUUAGCCUGGGCAUGUUUAGCCUGGAGAAGAGGAGGUUAAGGGGUGAUAUGAUAGCCAUGUUCAAAUAUAUAAAAGGAUGUCACAUAGAGGAGGGAGAAAGGUUGUUUUCUGCUGCUCCAGAGAAGCGGACACGGAGCAAUGGAUCCAAACUACAAGAAAGAAGAUUCCACCUAAACAUUAGGAAGAACUUCCUGACAGUAAGAGCUGUUCGACAGUGGAAUUUGCUGCCAAGGAGUGUGGCGGAGUCUCCUUCUUUGGAGGUCUUUAAGCAAAGGCUUGACAACCAUAUGUCAGGAGUGCUCUGAUGGUGUUUCCUGCUUGGCAGGGGGUUGGACUCGAUGGCCCUUGUGGUCUCUUCCAACUCUAUGAUUCUAUGAUUCUAUGAUUCUAGGAUGUAAGUCAUGGGCUCUGUCUGCUAGCCUGCUCCCUAAAAUAUCACUGGUUUGCUCCUUUCUAUAUAUAGGGUGCCUACAUUCUGUAUGGACGGUUUGCAUGGCAACAGGUAGCACGCAGCUGCAGACUGCGGGGCAGCACAGUUGAAUGUAGGUCAAGCUGUUGUGCCUGUUAUCUAAUAUUAAGGAGUGCUUGUAGACUGAUGAUCAGGCAGCAUAGGCCAAGGGUAUCAACACAAAACCAGCGGCAAUUUGUUGUUGACAGCUGGACAUAUAAAGGCCCCAUAACCUUCAGCAGCUUAGGGCCUCAUCAAACCUAAAUCUGGCCCUGUCUGGCCCCCAUGAAGCAGUUGCAGAGAAUGAAGGUCCCCGCCUCCCCACAGCUGCCUAAGUCCCCUCCUCUCCAGGGUUUUCCCCAAGCAAUCAGAGACUAUGCCUGUGUGAAGCUAACUUCUCCACCCUCUUUGUGCCUCUCUUGGUUCUGGCAAACCAGGGAGGAGGGGAACAGAGGCGGGCGAGGGCGGCGAGCUGAUGCUGGGAGGCGCCGCGUCCAGCCUCCACCUCUUCCCUGGCACCCUCCAUAACGUGGCACCCUGGCACCCCGCACCACAAGCCUCUAUGGAUAAGACGGCCCUGCCCACAGGAGUAAGAACCUCGAGCAUGGGGUGACACCAACUUUUAAAACUUCCCUCUUUCCCCCAGAAUACACUUCGAGCAGCUUCACUGAUACAUCAUCACUGCAUCAUUGGUAUGUCACAAAUGGGGAGGGGUAUACAAGGGUUUGGGACGCGGGUGGCGCUGUGGGUUAAACCACAGAGCCUAGGGCUUGCCAAUCAGAAGGUCGGCAGUUUGAAUCCCCAUGACAGGGUGAGCUCCCGUUGCUCGGUCCCUGCUCCUGCCAACCUAGCAGUUUGAAAGCAUGUCAAAGUGCAAGUAGAUAAAUAGGUACCACUCCAGCGGGAAGGUAAACGGCAUUUCCGUGCGCUGCUCUGGUUUGCCAGAAGUGGCUUAGUCAUGCUGGCCACAUGACCCAGAAGCUGUACGCUGGCUCCCUCAGCCAAUAAAGCGAGAUGAGCGCACAACCCCAGAGUCGGCCACGACUGGACUUAAUGGUCAGGUGUUCCUUUACCUUUACCUUUAACAACUUUAAAGAUGUGCCCCCCCUUUUAUUUCCGUAACAGUGCUUACAGUCUUCUUAAGUUUACAAAGAGAGAGAUUCAUUUUAAAAUAGCCUGCAGCUAUUUUAAUAAUGGCCCUUUCCUAGCUUUCCUCCUUCAAAGAGAAAGAUGAUUAACGUCACCGCCGGUGCAAUACUCCUGAAACUAAAAGUGUGAACACGCUCCUCCUGAAAUUGUUUCUUCCUUCCUCCUUUCUUGCAGAUCUGCGUCAUGGAGUGCGAGGGGAAGCUGCUCUCCAGCGCCACCUGGGGGCUGUGCAGCAAAGCCACUGGAGUCAAGGCUCCUUUGCCCCUUGACCUUGACAGCCCGGAAGACGACGCCAGCCGGCCCUUGGAGAUGUGGGACGGCGGCCUGCGGCCAAGCAGGGGCGGCCUGAAACGCCUCGGCAGCCUGGCCCGGGAGGCGGACCUCGACAAGGCCGGGGGCGAGAAGGGGGUGUCCAAGACGAGCGGCCUCUUCCGGCAAGCGGAAGGUGGAGAUGACGACAGGGUCCAAGCUCUUCUGGGGGACUUGCCGGCCCAGCUCGACAUACCGAAAGGGGUGAGCAGCUUCCUGGGCGGGCCGUUCGGUUACGAGCCGGUAGGGGAGGCCGGAGUCCAGGAGCUCCAGAAGCGGUUUGGGGGCUUCAUUGGGGUCCGGAAAUCGGCCCGGAAGUGGCACAACCAGAAGCGGUUUAGCGAGUUCCUGAAGCAGUACUUGGGGAUGUCUCCGCGAUCCGUCGAGUACGAUGGCCUAGCCGACGACCCGAAAGAGCAGAACGAGAUCUAG
Podarcis lilfordi (Lilford's wall lizard) is the source of this 10024-nucleotide messenger RNA. Lineage: Eukaryota; Metazoa; Chordata; Lepidosauria; Squamata; Lacertidae. The record is from the annotation of a GenBank genome assembly.